AUCUUGAAUUAAAAAUAGAUUUGACAUUGUAGAGGUCAGAUCUUCCGCUCACACCCACGAAAACAGGCGUGCCUAUCCGCGCGAGUGGAUAAAACCUUCGUGUGGCCGAAACACCUGAAUUCUCGACGCGUCUAUGUUCAUUGCCCUGAACACACCAACCAAAGAAUGCCCCAUUUCCUUUCCAGUUUCCGUCUCCAAGCUUACUGUGCAAGGUAUUGCCUUUUUUUUUUUUCGUCCUUUUGAAUCCCCAUCGUUGGACACUCCUUCAGCUAUUUAUGAUUUUGCCGUUUUCCAGAAUUAGUCACCGGUCAUUGGGUGCAGGUAUUUAGUGGGUUCUUCUAAUUUAUCCCCGUUUUUCUGUUUUGUUUUAGAAUGAAGAUUUGAUGUAUAAAAUGGCUUCUUUCUCUGUUGUUUCUAAUGAUGGGCUGUUGACGACUCGAGAGAAGUUCAAAGUUCAUAUAAAGAAGAACGUAUCUUUGGGAGGCUGCAGAGGUCUGGGUUGUUCAUUGACUACCCCAUGCUGUAGUUCAGCCUCUUCUCGUUCGUUUGGGUCUGGUAAUUGUUGUAAGUCUCUAUAUAGGUUGGUCUAUAACGGUAAAGUUAGGCCAUUGAUCAAUGGAUUCAGUCCAGAUAGACGAACCAAGUUGGGGAGACGCAGAUUAUUCGAGAGAACUUCAUUUUCAUUUCCUUUGGUGGGCAUUGGUGAUUGUAAUCCUCAGCCAGGGUUGUUCUGUAACAGAAUAAUUAGGUCGGUGAUUAAUGGGAAUACUGGAGAUAAAGAAACUCAUUCGGGAAAAGGAGGAAAUGGUAAUUUCAAAAAGCGUUUCUCGUUCAGAUUGCGACCCAGGUUGCGAUUGUUGUCCAUAAGGUUGAGAAGGUUUUCAGCUCAGUCAAUGUUGAGGGACUUGGGGACAUUUGUGCGUAAGAAUAUGAGGCGACUGACAAUUUCUACCUCCAUCUCUGUCACAUUGGUGUUUUGUUAUUUAUUUAUGAACUUGGCAGCCUUGCCAUCUCCAAGAAUUGUUCCAUAUUCAGACUUGGUAGUGAACCUCCAAAACGGCUAUGUGUCAAAGGUUCUGUUUGAGGAGGGUUCUCGUCGUGUAUAUUUCAAUAAAAAUAUGAACUCUAAGAGUGUUGAAAAUGCACAAAUGUCAGAAGAUAAGUCAUUGGUGGUAGAUGUUUCAAAUGAGAAUGUGGUUGAUGCAGUGGCAAGCGAUGAUAGUGAAGGUACGGGCAAAAUAAUGAAUGAAAAUGUGUUGAGAAAAUUUUUCAAGACUCGUGUUUCUGCCCCUGAGUGGCAGUACUGUACUAGAAAGAUAGAUCAUGAUGAGAAUUUUCUUCUCGGUUUAAUGAGAGAAAAAGGAAUCAUAUACAGUUCAGCUCCUCAGUCAUUGUUUAUGUCUAUAAGGAGCAUUUUGGUUACCGUUUUAACUCUAUGGAUUCCAUUGACUCCUCUAAUGUGGCUUCUCUAUCGUCAACUUUCUUCUGCUAAUAGCCCAGCAAGAAAACGACGUCCUAGCAGUCAGAUGAUCAGCUUUGAUGAUGUGGAAGGUGUUGAUGCUGCUAAGGUGGAGCUCAUGGAGAUAGUUUUGUGCAUGCAAGGGGCUAUUAACUAUAACAAACUUGGAGCUAAGUUACCUAGAGGUGUGCUGUUGGUAGGUCCUCCUGGAACAGGGAAGACAUUACUAGCCCGUGCGGUAGCUGGAGAAGCAGGAGUACCAUUUUUUACUGUUUCUGCCAGUGAAUUUGUGGAGUUAUUUGUUGGAAGAGGGGCAGCUCGCAUUAGAGACCUUUUUAAUGUUGCAAGAAAAUGUUCUCCAUCAAUCAUAUUCAUUGAUGAGCUUGAUGCUGUUGGAGGAAAGCGUGGUAGAAGUUUCAAUGAUGAACGUGACCAAACACUAAACCAGUUGCUGACGGAAAUGGAUGGAUUUGAGUUGGACAUGAAGGUGGUGGUUAUUGCUGCUACAAAUAGACCAGAAGCAUUGGAUCCAGCUCUGUGUCGGCCUGGCCGUUUCUCAAGGAAAGUGCUUGUGGGAGAACCCGAUGAAGAUGGAAGGAGAAAGAUCUUGGCUGUGCAUUUGAGGGGAGUCCCUUUAGAGGAGGAUGCAUGUCUUAUCUGCAAUCUAGUUGCUUCUCUGACCCAAGGUCUUGUUGGAGCUGAUCUUGCAAACAUCGUCAAUGAAGCUGCUUUACUUGCUGCUCGCAGAGGUGGUGAAACUGUGACAAGGGAAGAUAUAAUGGAAGCAGUGGAGAGAGCAAAGUUUGGGAUCAAUAGGCAGCCAAAUCCGAAUGCAAUAAGCAAGGAAGUGGGGAAACUGUUCCCAUGGAUGCCAUCUCUUUUGGGAAGAAACCCAAGACAGGAUGGCUUGCCAUGGCCCAUAGGCUACCAAACUCUGAGUUAAUGAGUGAGUUUUUCAUUCUUUGUUCAUUUUUUUUUUGUUCACGUCUGAAAUGUCUGAUCAUUUACUGCUGCUAUCUGACUGGGUCAGAAAUUUUGAUUCUUAUUUGUAUGCUUAUGCUCAAUCCAUUAUUCUUUGAAAUGAAUGGGGAUGGUUUGUUGC
This is a messenger RNA of Malania oleifera, 2561 nucleotides long. RefSeq names its product probable inactive ATP-dependent zinc metalloprotease FTSHI 3, chloroplastic. Gene Ontology annotation, cellular component: chloroplast thylakoid. The record is from RefSeq and is a predicted model, not a curated record. Bases 384 to 2402 code for a protein of 672 amino acids. The transcript is spliced from 4 exons. Gene Ontology annotation, molecular function: ATP binding; ATP-dependent peptidase activity; ATP hydrolysis activity. Gene Ontology annotation, biological process: proteolysis. Lineage: Eukaryota; Viridiplantae; Streptophyta; Magnoliopsida; Santalales; Ximeniaceae.